CCUCGGGCCCUCCCGUCCUUUCGGGUUUUUUUUAGCUCCUCGCAGCCAAAGGUGAGGAGAGUGAGCAGGAGAGAGGGGCUGAGCGCCAACUCCUCUCUCUUCACUCUGGCGGGAGAGGAGUUCCGCAUCCUGGGGGGGUCCGUCCACUAUUUCCGCGUCCCCAAGGCGUACUGGAAGGACCGGCUGCUGAAGAUGAAGGCCUGCGGCCUGAACACUCUCACCACUUAUGUGCCUUGGAAUCUACAUGAACCUGAAAAGGGUGUUUUCAACUUCCAAAGAGAGCUGGAUUUAGAGGCUUACCUCAGCCUGGCAGCUGAAGUGGGCCUCUGGGUGAUCCUGCGUCCUGGGCCUUACAUCUGUUCUGAGAUGGACCUGGGGGGACUGCCCAGCUGGCUUCUGCGUGAUGACAACAUGAAGCUGCGGACCACGUACCCGGGCUUCACGGAGGCCGUGAGCAACUUCUUUGACAAACUCAUCCCCAAAGUCGUUCCGUUUCAGUUUAAAAAGGGAGGCCCCGUUAUCGCAGUUCAGGUGGAGAACGAAUAUGGCUCCUUCGCCAAGGACAGGGAUUACAUGCCUUUCAUCAAAGAGGCUCUCCAAUCCCGGGGGAUUGGUGAGCUGCUUAUGACAUCAGAUAACUACAACGGGCUGAAUUACGGAGGCGUAGAUGGAGCCCUCAGAACGGUCAACAUGCAGAAGCUGAAGCCUGAGGGAUUGAAAUACCUGGACGCCAUGCAGCCACAGAGCCCCAAGCUGGUGAUGGAGUACUGGGCUGGGUGGUUCGACACCUGGGGCGACCUACACCACGUCUUUGCAGCAGAGGACAUGGUUGCCGUGGUGAGGAAGAUCUUGAAGCAGGGCAUGUCCGUUAACCUCUACAUGUUCCACGGAGGGACAAACUUCGGCCUGACGACUGGAGCGCUCGCCAAGCCCUCAUACAAGCCUUUGAUCACCAGCUACGAUUACGAUGCCCCGUUAACCGAAGCUGGGGAUUACACCCCAAAAUAUCAUCUCCUGAGGGACUUAUUCGGCCGCUAUCGCACGGAGAAGCUUCCAGAAAUGCCCCCUCUUCGCUGGAAGGAAGAUUACGAGCCAGCGAUCAUGUACCAGCAUCUCUCUCUGUGGGACGCCCUGAAGUUCGCUGACGGGCCUUUCAAAUCGGUGGUCCCAGUCAAUAUGGAGAACCUUCCAGUGAACAACGGCAAUGGGCAGUCUGCAGGAUACGUUCUGUACGAGACCCCCGUCAGCAGCGGAGGCCAUUUACGCUCGAGAAACAACGUGCGCGACAGAGCCCUGGUGUUUGUUGACAAACGUUUCAUUGGAAUUUUGAAAUACAAGAAUCUGGAACUUGCAGUGCCUGAUGGGAAGGGCGAGCGGACACUGAGUUUUCUUGUGGAGAACUGCGGUCGAGUGCACUAUGGGAAAUCUUUAGACAAUCAGCGUAAAGGUCUGCUGGGUGAUGUUGUGUUGAACAAUAUCCCACUGAGAGACUUUACAAUUUACAGCCUGGAAAUGAAACCCAGCUUCAUUGAACGUCUGAGUUCAGCUCUGUGGAAGUAUCCCCCGACCACACCCACCUUCCCAGCGUUCUUCCAGGGACGAAUGUUUGUGGACGGCUAUCCCAGCGACACCUUCGCCAAGCUGCCGGGCUGGAGUAAAGGAGUGGUGUUUAUAAACGGGGAGAAUCUCGGACGGUACUGGUCGAUCGGACCCCAGCAAGCUCUCUACGUCCCGGGGCCUUGGAUCAACAGUGGAAUAAACCAGGUCAUUGUCUUUGAGGAACAGGAAGCAGACGGCAAAGUCCAUUUCGAGCAGUCUCCUGACCUGGGCAUGACCGUCGACGUUUAGCGGAGAAUAUUUUAGACAGACUUUUGUCAGCAUAUUUAAUGAUUUUUUUGCAGACUUCGCCUGUGUGGGCGGAAGUGUGCUUGGUUCUGGGAAGAGAGCCCAUCCUUUUCAUUUGUACAUAAUAGGCUGCCCCCUCAGCUUUCUGGAGCCAGUUUUGAGAUGUGUCUGGCGUUGGCACAUGACGGACUGACUGAUACAAGGUCUAAAGAAGCCUCAUAUCCACACAGCUGGGAGGUUGGGCAUUUAUUUGUUCAUUUUAUUGUGUAAUAAGCUGAAGGAUUGAAAAAAGGAACUUACUAAAAUGACUCAAUAAAUGGCAUUUAUAAACACAGGUACUAACAGCCUCGUGUAUAUCAGUCAAAUGCCAAAAACUGCCA
Messenger RNA from Conger conger (European conger), 2225 nucleotides. Its product is annotated as beta-galactosidase-1-like protein 2. The transcript has 18 exons. Gene Ontology annotation, molecular function: beta-galactosidase activity. Gene Ontology annotation, cellular component: vacuole. The annotation marks the transcript as partial. NCBI's taxonomy places the organism in Eukaryota, Metazoa, Chordata, Actinopteri, Anguilliformes, Congridae. Gene Ontology annotation, biological process: carbohydrate metabolic process. The record is from RefSeq and is a predicted model, not a curated record.